AUGAGGGCCCUGGGCUAUCCCAAGCUGAUAUCGAUUGAUAGCUUCCGAACACCCAAUUUUGAUCUCGUGGCCGACAUACUCCUGUGGCUCAUCAAGAGCUAUGAUCCCAACGUCGAUAUCAAGGCCGACCUGAGCACCGAGCAGGAUCGAGUACUCUUCAUCAAGAGCGUCGCAACCUUCAUGCGUGAUCCCGAGACGCGACCAACGGAUAGAAUCGAAGCCUGGAGGAGGAGGGCCUUCGCCAGCCUCGACUGGUCCGGCUUGGUUGCUGAUCCCAACAUUCCGGCUCUUAUCAUGUUUGCCGCUCCGGUCUUGCGAUGCGCCCGUGUCCAGGCACCAAAGGCGCACAUCAAACUCAACACUCGCAAGCUCUACAUGGCUGACGGAUACGCCGUCAAGGAGCUCCUGAAGAUUGCCGACAUCCUGUACCAGGCGAGCCAAAUCAAGAUUGUAGACGACGAGGUUGAGUAUGGGGUCGAGAGGACGGGCAGUGAAGCCACGACCGUGCCCUCCCUGGACAUUGCUUCCAAAGUAGGCCAGCUCAAAAUCUGCCGAACUCUGGCCUCUGAAAUCACGGAGAAGGGUGCCACGCUCUAUGAUCUGCUCGGAAAGGAGCUGGAACUCAGGGAUAUCCGAGCCAACGUCAUUUCUCGCCCCUUUGAGAUCCAAAACAUGGAAGCAGCCGUCAACGAGUCGAUUCAUAAUCUCCGCGAGCAAAUAUCGGUUACCAAGGCCGCGAUGGAGAACCUUGGUGCGGACGAAUCCAGCCUCAUUGCCAAGAUUGAGAAGAAGAAGGUGGAGCUGGAUCGUGCCGAGAAGCGCCUGAAGAGUCUCCAAGGCGUCAGACCUGCAUACAUGGAUGAGUACGAGAAAAUUGAGGUCGAGGUCGGAAGGCUGUACGAGACUUACAUGGAAAAGUUCCGCAACCUUGCGUAUCUCGAGUCGCAGCUGGACGAAUACAACCGCCAGGAGCAAGACAAGUUCGAGGAAACAGAGUCGUCUCUCAAGAAGAUGCAGAACCGGCUCCGUGAAGAGGAGCUGCGUUUGUUGCGGGGCGACAAGGAAAUCCGCGACACCGUGCGGGCCCACAACGAGGAAAGCGUCGGCCGUCUGAAGCGACCCAAGGCCGCCGGCCGACGCAACCCGCGAUCGAUCAACCCAAAGUCCGUUGGCGGAGACUCCCAGGCGGACCAGAGCAGCAGCGAGAGCGAGCCAGACGGAGUCUCGCUGGGAUCUGGGCUUUCGGACGACGACAUUAUCGACGACGAUGCCGGCGAAGAUAUGGACGAUGACGAAGACCGGAAUGCCGACAAUGACGAUGAGGAGGAGGAGGAUGACGACGAAGCACCAUCGAGAGGAGGGCAGCACUCCUGGGAAACGGGGGGCACAAGCGGCGGAGAGGCAAUGGCGACGCGCGAGGAUGGUUCCGAUGGGGCCGCUGGCGAGGCCGGAAGGGACAACAUGGGACAUGGGCCUGGAGGCGGCGACAGGGCGGUCAGGGACAGGAGCCACUGCCUUUGAUAGACACAUGUGUGCGGCGGCUGUGCACCAACAGGGGCCGGCUGGCGAGGUGCCUAGUCCACCCCGGCAGAGGCCGAUCCAGCGCCUUGCUGGGCUGACGACCAGAGCAAGUAGUGGGGAGGCUUGACGCCGAGGUCAGGGGCUCGGGCACAAGGGUGCAGCCACAAGGAGCAUCCACAAGCGAGCCCGAGACACUGCCGUGCUGGGUGGGCCGCACACAACAGCCGGACCCGUGCCAGAGGCGAUGGCCGGGCUGCGGUCUCCUGUCGGAUGCGACAGCGCGGUGUGGUGGUGGUGGUGGUGGUGAUGUGGUCGAGAGCAGCACGAUACGAGCG
This is a messenger RNA of Polychytrium aggregatum, 1856 nucleotides long. RefSeq names its product Clusterin-associated protein-1-domain-containing protein. The record is from RefSeq and is a predicted model, not a curated record. Bases 1 to 1521 code for a protein of 506 amino acids. Gene Ontology annotation, cellular component: cilium; intraciliary transport particle B; centrosome. Gene Ontology annotation, biological process: cilium assembly. NCBI's taxonomy places the organism in Eukaryota, Fungi, Chytridiomycota, Chytridiomycetes, Polychytriales. The transcript has 9 exons.